GCAGGCAUGGUGGGAAAAGGAAUGACUGGUUCACAUGUUAAGCUAGCAUGGAAGGGGAGACUGAGCAAAAUCAUACGUUAAGAAGGAGCCACAAUUAUAUUCCCAAUGGGAGACAUAACACAGGGAGCUUGUGGAACAAUUAGGAAGUGUCUCUCAUCACCUAAUUCAUCUGUGAAUCACCAUUGAGAUGGAUAUGGAACUGACAAGUGACAGGGAACUGGAGAGCAAGACUAAGAACAAGACCACUUCUCCCUCAUUUGGAUUCCUCUUUGAUAUCGAUGGAGUCCUUUUACGGGGCCGACUAGUCAUUCCUGCUGCUAAGAAGGCCUUCCAGAAACUGACGGAUGCCAAAGGCCGGUUUCAUGUACCGGUUGCCUUUGUAACCAAUGCUGGGAACUGUUCUCGGGAAAACAAGGCUGAGGAACUCUCUGAAGCACUCGGAUUUAAGGUGUCUCCUGAAUGGGUGAUCCUCUCCCAUAGCCCUCUGCGCCUUUUCCAUGAGUUCCAUGGCAAGUGUAUGCUUGUGUGUGGACAGGGACCUGUGGAGGAGAAUGCCAAAGCGUUGGGAUUCCAGCAUGUUGUUACCAUUGAAAAUGUGAGGAAGGCAUUUCCUUUGCUGGAUAUGGUUGAUCAAAGUCGGAGGCCAAAAGUGCUGCCUCCUCCAACCACCGACUUCCCUACCAUAGAAGGGAUAAUUCUCCUGGGGGAGCCAAUCCGAUGGGAGACUUGCCUGCAGCUGAUUAUUGAUAUACUCCUUAGCAAUGGGAAUCCUGGGGCUGAGCUAUCCACUGUGCCAUAUCCACAUCUACCCAUCCUGGCCUGCAACAUGGACCUCUUGUGGAUGGCAGAAGCCAAGAUGCCAAGAUUUGGCCACGGCACCUUUCUUGUGUGCUUAGAGAACAUCUACAAGAAAAUGACUGGAAAGGACCUGAAGUAUGAAGCCCUGAUAGGGAAGCCCAGCACUGUCACCUACCGCUAUGCAGAGCAUGUGAUCAAACAGCAAAUGGAGAGUUGUGGCUGGACAUCCCCUCUUCGCCAACUGUAUGCUGUGGGGGACAACCCAAUGGCUGAUAUUUAUGGUGCAAACCUUUACAACCGCUACCUCCAGGCCCAGGGUGAAGUGAGCAUCACUGCUAUGGCACCUGAGAGCGAGGCACAUCUUGAGGUGCAGAGAGAUCACAGAUCCAUUUGCUCUGCAGAGAGCUGCCAGUCUAUCCUGGUCUGCACUGGGGUCUACAAUCCCUACGGAGACAUGCCUGUUGGCCCCAAUGAGAACAUGUUAGAGACAGUAUUCCAUGGACACAGAGACUUUCAUUUUGAUCCAAGCUUGGUGGAGGCCUCUCACGUUGUGCAUGAUGUGAACGAUGCUGUGGAUCUUGUCUUUCAGAAGGAGGACUGGAAGAACGAAUAAUCUUUCUCACCAGCAUCCAAUCUGAGAAUGCAGGAGUGGAAGCAGAACCAAGCUCUUUCAUGUUUAAACCAUGCCAGAGUAAAGGGAAGUUCUCGCCUUAGUGGGGUCUUUUUUUUCUUGGGUAAAGGUUGUGUUGUUUUUUGUGUGUGUAAGUUGCUUAGAAACCAUAUCUGGACUGAAAUCCUAGCAGUGAUUACCAGCUUGAGAUUCUGCAGUCUUGCUUCCAUCGGCUUGGCCAGAGAGCGACAGAGGCUGGCUAAUAGUCACUUGGUUAUUCCACCAGAUAUGGGCCACCAGGUACAUAUUUGGAAGUUGUUCAUGAUCUCCCCUCCUGUAAUCCUAUCCUGUGUGUGUGCAAUUGUCUCCUUUGGCAAAGCCAGUGUGAACCUUCACAGCCUCAUUCACAUACCUACCUUUAUUUUUUGAGCAUCGUAUCUUAAAUAGUUGUAAUUUAGCACAAUGCAACUACCAAAUCCACCUGAGGCUGAUCUACAGCACAUGGUGUAUUUGGAGAAGAAAUAUACUAUAUUACCUCGAUUCCAAGAUGCGUUUUUUCCAUAUAAACCUCUUAAACAGGGUAUGUCUUAGAAUAAUGAGUGAUAUAUAUAUACACACACACACACACACACAUAUACACACAUACAUACAUACAUACUUUUUUUCCUAUUGUUGGCACUGAAAUUAGUGUCUUAGAAUCGAUGCCAUCUUAGAUUAAAUGAAAUACGGGUAGGUAUUGCAGCAGGCAUGCCCUUUUUACUCAGUCUAAGAUAGAAAUAACAUAGCUGGUAGAUGUAGUAACAAUUAAACAGCACCCUCCAAGUGGUUUUUCCUAAUUUUAUUAUGGCAUUUUAAAAAAAAUUCUUACCUCUCCUUGUCAUGAAGAACACUAUCCUUUCUACUACUUUUUUGGAGGCUCAGUGUCUUUGAAACACAGAGUUGUGUGUGCAGACAGUGUUCAGGGAUAUGAAACAAGGUUAGCUCUGUUGUCUAGGAUUUUCUGAUGGGAUAGUCAGAAAUUAGCUGUCUGGCUGAUUUCCCUUUUUAACAAACUUUCCUUUUAAUGAAAAAUUUGGGGGCAAAAUAUGGGAAUGGAAAAAAAGAAAAAUGUAUUUCACAAAUCAUAAUACUAAUGAUUUUAAUCUCAGUGACUGUUAAGGGCAAGCAUAUAAAUUGUAUGUUGCUUUUUAGUUUUGUUUCCUUCUCCUUAAAUGGCAGUGGUAACACUUUUCAAAUAGCUAUUUCACUGCAAAUAGCUGUAUUUCCAAGUUAUGUGUUAGUGAGUUUUGGUCCAGGUUUGUCUGUCUACUAGAGCUUGGAAAAGAUACUUUUUCAGACAAUAAUUUCUAUAAUGUCUGAACAUGUUUGGGAACUGUUGUAUCCAUAAUGCCUCAAAUUAACUUUUCCAAGCUCUGGUAAAUACUUUUGCAUACCCAGGCCUUCCUAUUUGUGGAGACUGUUGUUUCCCUUGCAGCUCAUUCUUUUGGAUCUAUGCAGCAAUUAUCUGAUCACUGUUCCAGAGAUGUACAUGAUUCAGUUUUUGUAGAAACAUGCUUCUUUCUCUACAGGGCAGCCGACUUUAGAAGCAGAUCUCUGGUUGCCUUUAAUGGAAAAUGUUCCAUGAUGUUACUGUUGUAUAAUAUCAUUUUGAAAACUUUCCAUCGGGUGCACUGAACUCCAACGGCAAGGUGGCAUAGACAAUGUUACUUUUGCAUCACUCCAGUUGGUGAUGACUGUCAUUUCAUUGUCUUUUGUCCUUCAUUAGUGUAUAUACAAGAAAAGACGGUAUAUGCCCCUUUUCUCUUGAGUAGAUGAUUACUUUGCAACAUGAAUAGUAUCCUUAUUUUCUCAUACCCAUAUAACUGAAUAUAAUUUGCCUGCAUUUUAAAUAUAAUUUAUUGCAGUGAUGGAUCUGUUUUUUAGGAAUUGUCUUAAACUUUCAUCCUAGAGUCCCCAUUCUUCUUACUUGAAGAUGUAGCUUUAGAAAAAGGAUGGCUAUGUUUUACAAAUAUUACUUCUAAUAUCUGUUCUUCCCAAUUGAAAUGAAAGUAAUUUUUAAAGAAAUGUUCUUCCUCUGCUCUCUAUUGCUUGUCCUACUGUAUUAGAUGGUCACAUAUUUUUCCACAAUUUACAAAACUCAAUUUAUAACAAAAUAAAAAUGAUAAAAACCAA
Messenger RNA from Anolis carolinensis (green anole), 3580 nucleotides. RefSeq names its product haloacid dehalogenase like hydrolase domain containing 5 (gene hdhd5). The record is from RefSeq and is a predicted model, not a curated record. The coding region runs from base 188 to 1411 and encodes 407 amino acids. Gene Ontology annotation, cellular component: mitochondrion. The transcript is spliced from 8 exons. Gene Ontology annotation, biological process: glycerophospholipid biosynthetic process. Lineage: Eukaryota; Metazoa; Chordata; Lepidosauria; Squamata; Anolidae.